Molecule: messenger RNA, 2334 nt
Organism: Cervus elaphus (red deer)
Lineage: Eukaryota; Metazoa; Chordata; Mammalia; Artiodactyla; Cervidae
Gene: PEX10
Product: peroxisomal biogenesis factor 10
Exons: 6
Coding region: 100-1074 (324 amino acids)
Biological process (GO): protein import into peroxisome matrix
Cellular component (GO): peroxisomal membrane
Molecular function (GO): hydrolase activity; zinc ion binding
Source: RefSeq, a predicted model, not a curated record
GUCAUCUGGCGCCGCCGCGUGGGCGUGGCUAUCUGGGUCCCUGCGUCGCCUCCCCGUCUCCCGGUCCCCAAGGUCCCCGCGGCCCCGCGACCCUUGACCAUGGCUUCCGCGGCCGCCAGCCCCCCGGAGGUGGUCCGCGCGGCGCAGAAGGACGACUACUACCGCGGCGGGCUGCGGAGCGCGGCGGGCGGCGCCCUGCACAACCUGGCAGGUGCGAAGAAGUGGCUGGAGUGGAGGAGAGAGGUAGAACUGGUGUCGGAUCUCGCCUACUUCAGCCUCACCACACUAGCAGGCUACCAGACCCUUGGGGAGGAAUACGUCAGCGUCGUGCAGGUGGGCCCAUCACAGCGCCAUGUGCCCUCGAAGCUGCGACGCGGGAUCCUGGUGGCGCUGCACACCGUCCUGCCCUACCUGCUGGAUAAGGCCCUGCUCCACCUGGAGCACGAGCUGCAGGCCACUGGCGACAGCGCCUGGCCCUUACGGGGCAGUCUGGCCCCCAGCAGCCAGUCAGGGAUGAGGCGCUGGGUGCACCGGUUCGUGGCCACCCUGACGGAACAGCAGCAGGGGGUGCUCCUGCGGGCCAUGUCAGUGCUCAAGCAGAGCCUCGGGUGCCUCCAGCGUCUCCAUGUGGCCUGGUUCUACAUCCAUGGCACCUUCUACCACCUGGCCAAGAGGUUCACGGGCAUCACCUACCUCCGUGUCCGCCGCCCACUCGCAGAGGACCCUUGGGUUCGCGCCAGCUACCAGCUGCUGGGGUUGGUGUCCCUGCUGCACCUGGUGCUGGCCGCAGGCCUGCAGCUCUACAGCUUCCAGCAGAAACAGCGUGCCCGGAAGGAGUGGAGGCUGCAGCGCGGCCUGUCCCACCGCAGGAGCCAUGCAGAGGAGCGAGCAAUUUCCAGAAACCCACUGUGCACGCUGUGCUUGGAGGAACGCAGGCAUUCGACAGCCACGCCCUGCGGCCACCUGUUCUGCUGGGAGUGUAUCACCCACUGGGGCGACACCAAGACGGAGUGUCCCCUCUGCAGGGAGAAGUUCCUUCCCCAGAAGCUGGUCUACCUGCGGCACUACCGCUGACCUCUUGCGGGAAGAGCAGUCUUAUUCUCGUCAACUUCUCCUGCACAGACAUCGAGAAAUUCUUGAGACUUUUGUCACAUGUGAUACCAUGCCAGCUGCCAGGAGGAUGGGUGCUGGACCUGGACUUGGACCUGGCUAAUGCAGGGUGGGUGGGGACCUGCGGGGCAGUCAGUCCACCCUCAGAAUGCCCCUCCCUUCCCCAGUCACUCAUAGGGCGGGGCGUGACUGACCUGCAGCCGAGCACCAGCAGUUUGCCUUCCCAGCAUGAUAGUCCUCCAGCCCAAAGACCUACAGACCUCACCCUUGUCACUGGAGCUGGCUUUGGAGGGCGGGAGCACAACUGUUCCCAGAAAGCCAGAAGUUGUCAUCAACCCUAACACCUCUGGCACGUGCCAUCUAGUGAAUGGUCAAGUCUGCUUCCCAUUCUAGAACAUGGCAAUGUGCAUUCCGGCCUCACCACAGGAGGGGUCUCCUCCCACGUGGAGCACCUGGCAGGCCCGGCCAGCUUGCCAUCACCACUCACUGUUGUGGCCAGCCUGCUUCCUGCCACCUUUGUUAUCUUCAGGUUUUUAGAUCUACUUAAAUCCUGCAGACUGAAUUUUGGUGUAGGCAUCCUUACAGCACCAUUUCCACAGAAGUGCUGGUGUGCUGACACUGUGAGCGGUGCACACACCCAUGUGGGAGGGCCUCUUCACGUGACUUGCGGAGGUCAGCCCCGGAGACCAGCUGUGACCGCGCGGGCCCUGCUCCAGGCAGGCAGGAGCAGAGAGAGGCUCCAUGGGUCCUAAGCCCCGCCUCCUCACAUGGGCCCCGAGUGGCUGCAACUUCCCGUCGAGUCUCACACCAGUGCGCUUACCGGGACAACAGUAUGAAACAGGUCUAGAGCACGAGCACUGCAGGUGCCACGGCCUGGUAACGGGUACCGAUCGGAACGUCAUUUACGUGUGAAGUUUAAAAUUCAGGGUCAGGUACACAAAGAUCUUCAUGUGGCCUCUUAAAAGCAAGAGCUGCUUACUUCACAUUUGCAAAAACUGGCAAAAGAGAAGCCACAAGGGGAAGACUUGAGGUCCAAAACUGAGACAGAUGGAAAUGGCGCUUGGAGCCAGGAGUCAACGGUGUGGCAGUGUGACUGCCUCCCAGGGCGGCUGGGCACCCCACGGGCCCUCGUGGUGCAGGAGCUGUGGUGGGUUAGACAGAGACUACACGAGAGCGGGGACAUUGUCUUUAAUAAAGUUGGAAUUAAAAAGUCACUUAGUAAAA